This is a messenger RNA of Lotus japonicus, 773 nucleotides long. RefSeq names its product heavy metal-associated isoprenylated plant protein 19-like. The record is from RefSeq and is a predicted model, not a curated record. Bases 236 to 601 code for a protein of 121 amino acids. Gene Ontology annotation, molecular function: metal ion binding. Lineage: Eukaryota; Viridiplantae; Streptophyta; Magnoliopsida; Fabales; Fabaceae. The transcript has 2 exons.
UUUCUCUCUAUUCUCUUCCUAUAUUGUUUAGGUGUGGGUGUAAUUGAGAGUGCUAACCAUUUUUUUCCUUUCAUCUGUUCUUUUCGUAAUACAGGUAAUCGGGUACUAAACAAUGUGACUAAAUGUUCCCCUGCAAUCAACUAAAAUAAGUUCCUCUCUGUAUUUUCUGAAAUUAAUCCAUUUCAUUUUCUAUUUCUAUGGCAGAGUUACAUCCAGGCUUCAACCAUUCAAUUCAAUGGCGAAGGACAAAAAAGUUGAACUAAAAAAACUGAUCAUGGAAUUCAAGGUUUCAAUGCACUGUGAAGGUUGUCAGAAGAGCGUCGCCCAUGCCCUCUCCAAAUUUAAAGGAGUGGAAAAGUUCACCAUAGACCGGAACAAACACUGGGUUGUGGUGACGGGUCGGAUUGACCCAAAAAAAUUACUGAAGAAACUCAAGAAAACAACAAAGAUGACAGUGGAAAUUGCGUCUGAAAAGAAUGAGGAGUCCUGCUAUGAAUGUGUAAUGCAACAACAGUUUCUGCCUCCUAAUUGUUGCAUAAAAUGUGAAGACUUGAUGAUGAUGUUCAGUGAUGAGAACCCAAAUGCAUGUGUCAUACUGUAGUAACUAGUAAAUUAAAAUUAAAUUAAUCCUAGUAAUAGCAUAGGAAUCGUUACAGAGCCAUGAGACAAAUAAAACAUUCUUAGUUCUAUAUAUAGCAUGUACAUAAUGAAUUUUUUUCAAGCUUUUGCUUGGUAUGAUGUUGAUGUAAAACCGUAUUGAUUUGACUAAGUUU